AUGGCAACUCCACUACGCACCAUCGCGGCCGCAGGUCUACGCCGUGUCCGCUCGGGCAAAGCCACGGGAGCAAAUCUACCUAAGCCUAUGCCUACCAUCACUAAUAACAUCGUAUACCGUCCCUUCACAGCAACAGCACCAAUUGCAUUGUCAUCACCGCAACCCAAAAUCCUCCUUGAUGAUCGGGACUCCGGAUUCGGGUUCGUGCGGCAUAACCCGGCGCCGCCGAAGCCACGUACCCGCUCCGUGACCGAGAUCCGGGGACCAUACUACAGCGUCAUGGGCCCACGAUACCUCUCUGAUGUGCUAGAGACGAUGGGCACGCAUGUCGACGGGCUCAAGUUCGCCGGCGGAUCUUUCAGCCUGUUCGCAGAACCUCCAUUGCGACAGUUGAUUGACCUAGCGCAUUCGCACGGGGUUUACGUGAGUACGGGCGGUUGGAUCGAGCACGUCCUAGCUUCUAGCGGCGGCGACAUAGCAGGGGCCGUCGAUAAGUACCUAGCCAAGUGCAAGGACCUAGGGUUUGACGUGAUCGAGCUGAGCACGGGGUUCCUGUCGCUACCGCCUGACGACUGGCUGCGACUAGCAGAGCGCGUGCAAAAGGCGGGUCUGAAACCCAAGCCCGAGCUCGGCAUCCAGUUCGGCGCCGGCGGCGACACUUCCGCUGCGGAGCUACAGAGUAUCGGCACGAGCGACCCGAGCAAGGUGAUUAAUAUGGCGAAGCGGUUCGUGCAGGACGCUGGCGUCGAGCGUGUUAUGAUUGAGAGCGAGGGCAUCACGGAGAAUGUGCAGGCUUGGCGCACGGAUGUCAUCCAGGCUAUUCUACGAGAGUUACCGCUAGAGAAUGUCAUGUUUGAGGCGGCUGAUCCGUCGGUUUUCAACUGGUACAUUCGAGAGUUCGGCGUCGAUGUCAAUCUCUUCGUUGACCACUCUCAGAUCGUCCAGCUAGCUGGACUGAGAGCUGGUAUUUGGGGCAAGAGUGACACCUUUGGCAAGAUUACUACUUACCGACCUUAG
Daldinia childiae is the source of this 1017-nucleotide messenger RNA. Its product is annotated as Phosphosulfolactate synthase. The record is from RefSeq and is a predicted model, not a curated record. The transcript has 2 exons. NCBI's taxonomy places the organism in Eukaryota, Fungi, Ascomycota, Sordariomycetes, Xylariales, Hypoxylaceae. Bases 1 to 1017 code for a protein of 338 amino acids.